This is a messenger RNA of Hyaloscypha bicolor E, 1244 nucleotides long. RefSeq lists its product as uncharacterized. NCBI's taxonomy places the organism in Eukaryota, Fungi, Ascomycota, Leotiomycetes, Helotiales, Hyaloscyphaceae. Gene Ontology annotation, biological process: iron-sulfur cluster assembly. The record is from RefSeq and is a predicted model, not a curated record. The coding region runs from base 194 to 787 and encodes 197 amino acids. The transcript has 3 exons.
ACAAAAUUUCCAGUUUCAAAAUAUCAACCCAUCAACAGGCUGCAAUUCAAAGAAAGAACCCGCACAUAAAACCCGGCUCUGCAACCACUCAUCCUGAUCCUAAAUAUCGGACAUUGCGACACUUCAAGAUCUGUGCAGCGCUCCUCGACCUUCCUCCGCCUCACUCGUCGGCCCUCGCCCCUGAACCUUCACCAUGGGUUUGGACAAUGAAAAUCCUCUGAUACUGAGUGCUUCCGAGCUUCCCACACGCAAACAGAGACGCAAGAACAAAGAGGCAUCUUCGAAGCAGCAUAUAGUUAAGGAUCUGUUGAAUGCGAAGCUUUGCUCUGCGGACCCUUUCGACUUGUCAGACCUUUCUAACAGCGACUCUGAUGAUUCAGUGGAGCCGAUUGACGAAAUGGAAAUCUACGACCUUAUUGCCCCAAUUUCUGAUCCCGAACACCCUCUCUCACUGGAAUCUCUUGGGGUCGUCAAGCUUCAAGACGUGCAUCUUCUUUCUCCGAACGAUCUGACCAAUCCUGCGGCUCUCUCACGCGUUCUCGUCGAGUUGACCCCUACUGUUUCGCACUGUUCCCUCGCAACGGUCAUUGGUCUUGGCGUGCGUGUCCGUCUGGAACAAGCUCUACCCCCAAGUUAUCGGGUGGAGGUGAAGAUAAAGAAAAAUACCCAUAGUCAGGCAGAGGAGGUUAAUAAGCAAUUGGCCGACAAGGAACGUGUUGCGGCCGCUCUUGAGAACGAGAACCUCAUGAGCAUCUUGAGAACGAUGAUGAAGCCUUGCCUCGAGUGAGAGAUCUCCCCAUGUACAUAGCCUCGUCAUUCUUUCAGCAUAAGCGCGCGUUUGUCUUCCCCCCUGCAUUGUGGUUCACGAAAUACAGAGUUUGUGAACACGAACACCGCUGCACCACCGAUUAGUGCUAGUGCUUGGAUUUGGUGCUUGGAAUUAUCCACAGGUCGUUUUGACCACUGACUGUGGGACAGGCACCCUGGCUGCCGCAAUCGCCAUCCUGCUGCAGAGAGAAUAUUCCAUUCAUGCAGCUGGCCCUGCACCAUGUGUCUUCGUUAAACAACACGUCCUUGGCACAUUCCACUUUUUACUUAGUUGUAUUCUUCAGCGAUCGAGAUCGCCACACCCGUCGAUGGCCCUGAUUCCUAAAAAUGCCUCGAACAUGCAACUUUACCCGCAUUCAACGUCUUUUUUCAAAAUCUAAUGAAAUCAGCCAACUGCCGACACCCUAGAGUUCCGG